UUCCAGUGAUGGGGCACCCACAACUUCUCUGGACAGCCUCUUUCAGUGUCUCACCACACUUACCAUAAAGAAAGCCUUCCUGAUACCUGAUCUACACCUAGUCUCAUCUAGUUAUUUUCCCUUUCCAUUUGCGGUCUCUGGUCUGCAGCCUCCACCAUCCAGGUUGGGCGACGGAUUUCUGCAGAAGGGAAGCAGAGGCACCACCCAGCUUUCUAACUUUGGGCUCCAGAGAUGGCUGAAUCAGAACCUAGGGAAGAAAACUAUGAUGACAUGGUAAAGAUGGUGGAGGAUCUGAACAGGGACUUAGAAAAAGUUCUGGAGGAAAUGGAGAAACUAACAGUGCAGGCAACCUGGAUGGCCUAUGACAUGGUAGUCAUACGUACCAACCCACACCUUGCCGAUUCCAUGAGGCGUCUGGAAGCUGCCUUCCUGCAGUGCAAGGAAGAGAUGGAGAAGAAAUGGCAGGAGGUGCUCAGUGAAUCUAAAGGUGAAGAGCAAAAAAAGAAAUAAUUUUAAUUCAGUCAUCCUAGCAGAACUACACUCCUUGGAAAAUCACUCCAGUCUUUGUAUUUUACAGACAUGGGUGUUUCACAGACAAUGGAAAAUGGAUUUGUUUUCACCCUACUGAGAGCUACUUAUGUGUAUACAUCCAUUUGUAUUUAUUUAUUUUUAAAAUACAUGUAUUUUAAUGAGAUUACACACAUAUAUAUAUUUAUUUAUAUUGUUGAAGGCAAAAG
Calypte anna (Anna's hummingbird) is the source of this 737-nucleotide messenger RNA. RefSeq names its product synaptonemal complex central element protein 3 (gene SYCE3). The record is from RefSeq and is a predicted model, not a curated record. The transcript is spliced from 3 exons. Bases 232 to 510 code for a protein of 92 amino acids. Lineage: Eukaryota; Metazoa; Chordata; Aves; Apodiformes; Trochilidae. Gene Ontology annotation, cellular component: central element. Gene Ontology annotation, biological process: spermatogenesis; synaptonemal complex assembly; reciprocal meiotic recombination.